Molecule: messenger RNA, 3566 nt
Organism: Ruditapes philippinarum (Manila clam)
Lineage: Eukaryota; Metazoa; Mollusca; Bivalvia; Venerida; Veneridae
Exons: 2
Coding region: 970-2172 (400 amino acids)
Source: RefSeq, a predicted model, not a curated record
AUUGCUUUAAGUUUACUUUGGGUGAAUAAAGUACGUACAAAGUACUUUCCUUUAUAAAGACAGAGAGUUAUGGUACUUCUUCCCAUUGUCUAAAUAUUGACGGUCUGGAUGUGCAAAGCCUUUAAUGAUCCGAUCUUUGCAUUGAAUAAUUACGACAUGGGUUCAAACCCCGUUAGGGGCAAGUCGUUGUUUCCUUGAGCAAGAAACUUUACACUCAUUGCUCAGUACUGGUUCCAGGAACGGAUUGUAAAGUGUGUCUAUAAGCUUAUAGCUUCCUACACAAUCGAACUAAAAUAAAUUCGGCAUAUAAACAAAUAAUUACGAUACCUUACAGUGGUUAUGAACUCGGCUUAUAUGAUUAAGAUGUUUUUGUUUGGGUAAACGCUUUGCUACAAAUAGCACUUCUUCAUUUUUCACUUGGAAUAUGAGUUUUUUUUUAAUUAUUUGCCAUAGAAGAAAAACUGAGGUUGAUAAUAGUCGAUGAAUUUUUGUUUAUUAUGAUAAAAAGGAGUUGAAUCUACAUGUAUAUGGGAAGACAUCUGACAUAAUACAAUAUUAAAAUUUAUUAAACAAUUUUAAAGCUGCUUGCCUCUCCAGAUGAGCCACACUAUUUCAAGAAAAUCAAACUUGAGAACAAGGUUGUGCGAUUAAUGACUGAUGUAGCAGUAUUUUUCACCAUAUUUCUACUGCGUGACUAACGCAGGAUGGGCUAUUUUUGCACCUUUUGGUCUCUUUUUGGUAUUUUUCGUGGAUUUUAAUUAAGUACCCUUUGCAAUGUGUAAAUUACUUUCUUAGUUCACUUUACAAUGUUUUAAUUUUAAAAUACAUUCUUGAAAAAAUUUAUGAAAAUUAGCAUAAAUAUUCAUGUAAAUUAGCAAGAAUAUGGCGGAGGCAUGCUGCGUUACGUGUUGUUCUCUUGACAAAUAAUAUUUUUUUAUCAUUCAACAGAGUAAACUACUUCUUUUUGAAAUGCCAGAAAACCAAACAACUCUUACUAGAAAUAGCAAUGGAGGUACAGGAGAGGAUUUCACUGUUGUCGAAUCAGGGUCAAGUAAAAAGACAGAUAGAAGGAAAACAGACCGUAGCGAUAAAGAAAGAAAAGUAAGUGAGGAUAUUUUGUUGACAGCCGAGGAUCUUCUGCACGAGAUUGAUGACGCUAUCAAACCUCAGAUUAGUAAAGUGGAGUUCAGACCUAGUACUGUUCAGUUUGGAAUUGAUAAUGCAAUGCGCCGACAUGACAGAGUUCAAAUUACUAAUGAGCCAGGAACAAGUAAGAAUUUAGGGAACAAAACACGCAAGGAUACGUGUGUUAAAGCAUUUGAUAAAUAUGGGCUUAUUAACAUAGACGCAGUAGCAAAAUGGGUUACCAGUUCAAAUGUUGACAUUGAUUUGACCACAGAUACACAAAAAACCGAUCAUCCAGUUACGAAACAACAGAAAGAGAAUGAUAGCGUUUUUAAAAAGUCUGACGUAGCUGUAAAUGAAAUAGAUCAAAUAAUUGACGGUAUUUCAUCUAAAGAUCUUUUGAAAGAAAACAGAAAUUCAACAUCAAAAAUAGAAAAUAAUCCAUCAGUUUUAAAACAUGAUCUCAGUUCAUCUCAUACCACCAGCAUUCCGCAUAUGCCUGCAGAGUCAUUUCCAAAAGAUUUUAAACCAUUGCAGUCAAUUCGGUUACCUCCUAUUAAUAUCGAAGAAGUGAAAGAAAAAAUCCCAAACAAUACUGCCACAAAUACCAUAAGCAGUUCAUUCAUAUACACUAAACCAAAUAAUAAUUUGAUCUUAAAAGUCAGUGAAGUUCUAGGGUCUAAGAGAAAUGCAAAUGUAUCUGAAUGUCGAAAAGACAUUCCAUCUAACGGACAUGCAGCGGAACAUCCGCCGGAACCAGAAUAUAUACUUCCGGGUCAAGUGUCAGAAAAUAGCUUUGGAAAGAUCACAAGGGCAGUAAACGUUCGGAACAUAGAACUCGACUACAGUGCAGCAUUUGAACAACAAAAAGAUAUUAAAGAGAAUGACUGUGGAUUUGUCAGAUUUUUCAAGCGCUUUUGCUGUUGUAGUGUGAAGACAGACGACAAUCAGGAUCACGUAGAAGACCGCAUGGACGCUGUUGCGGAGAUAAGACGGAGUAUUCCAAGAAAAAUAUGGUCUAGAGUUAAAACAUAUUUUAGGUUUUAAAUUAUUUAUUGAUUUAACUUGCAUCAGAAAAAAGUUUGUAUUUUGCAAGCAAUUAAGUAUAGAUCAAAUUGAAUGAAUCUGGUAUAGUAUAUAUACAACUUUCAUAAGGAAGACAAUUCAAAACAUACACAUGGGCUGUCUAAAAUAAGAAUGUCCUGCCAGAUUGUAUAACGAGUAAGAACCCUAUUUAUCUUUACAUGAUGGCCAGAAACAUUGAACAUAUCUGAAUUUACCAGCAUUGAAACAUCACUUGAAUGAGUAUGUCACUCAUAUUUCAAAUAUAAUAUUUUAUUCACCAGGACAAAAGUUCAAUAUAUAAUAUGUAUUUUACAGUGUCAGUUCUGAAGAAGUUAAUCAGUAUUGUUUUAGAAUUGAUUUCAAUAGAUCUUCCAUUCUUUACAUGUAGAGUGAAUAAGCCUAGUAUGGACGGAGAUGUAAAAACUCAAAUUAUUUUGGAAUAGACUGCUAUUGCAGUUUAUUUUCAUUAUGUACAUGUACUCGUAUUUUUAUUGUAAAUAAAAUAUAAAAAAAAAGAUUAAGAUCUUAUAUUGUAACUUAAUUAAAAGUAUCGUAACAUUUUACUUUAAAAAAUAGUUGCAAAAUACAAGCUGGAUUUUGUAAUUGUGUCAUUAAAAUGCAAUACAUAACAUGUAUAUGUAUAUUUGGUUGUUUUGUUUCCAAGUCAUAUACCUAUAAAGUAUAGGCUAAGUGUGUAUUAAUUUCUCAAGUACCACAUAAAAAACUCGGAUUGGAAAUAUAUUGUUGGACACAAAGCCUCAAAGUUUUGGAGUGAUAGAAAGUCUUAUUGAUUUAUAAUCCAUAUUGCCUUUCAAAUGAAUAGCUAAAAUAAACUACAAAAAACAAUGGGAAAAUAUUAUGGACAGCAAAAUUGCAGUUUGCCUUAGUUACAACAUUUGACAUAAUUUUAUAAGCUUGUGAGCAACUACACACAAAACAAACAAAAAAUAUUCUUAAAUUACAAUUUUCCUUUUCUCUUUUAUUGUUUAUGAUUAGACGAGAUCAGUCGACUGCUAUAUACUUAGACCUAUGUAUUAUGGUGUUUUCUGAGUACAAGUAAUAGCUGCCAGCUCAUUGACAAACAUCGCUUACUUUCAAGUGAGAAAACAGUUAAACGACGAUAAAGGCAUGUCUGCUAAAAAAAAUACAUGUAUUUUGUUUUUGGCGCUGAAAGGAUGUUUUGUUACCUAUUCUCCCCAUCAGUGCUGGGCGAAAACGACUGUCGGUGGUAUUUGAGGACGAGUCCAGCUCUGGACAUGUAGCUAUUUCGCAUCUUAAUAUCUUGAGACCAUGCUGAGAGAAUGUUAGUUAUUAUGCAUGUAGUCAGAAUUGUUUUUGCUGAUAAAAGGCAUUGUGUUUCUUUUUGAAAACAUGAA